Messenger RNA from Pteropus alecto (black flying fox), 2368 nucleotides. It is a transcript of the gene ARRB2, whose product is annotated as arrestin beta 2. Gene Ontology annotation, biological process: signal transduction; G protein-coupled receptor internalization; positive regulation of ERK1 and ERK2 cascade. Bases 948 to 1907 code for a protein of 319 amino acids. Gene Ontology annotation, molecular function: angiotensin receptor binding. Gene Ontology annotation, cellular component: cytoplasm. The record is from RefSeq and is a predicted model, not a curated record. Lineage: Eukaryota; Metazoa; Chordata; Mammalia; Chiroptera; Pteropodidae. The transcript is spliced from 15 exons.
AGACGUGGGCGGCUGCUCCCGGCGGGUACCAGCGCGGUCUGCAGACAAGGACAACGGGGAGAGAAAAUCCAGAGCCGGACGCCUGGGUCCCUAGGGGGCAGCCAUCUGGGGCCGCAUGCCUAGGUCCUCGAGGAUAAUGAGGGGGACGCAUGCCAGGGCCCCUGCAGAAAGCGAAUGUUGAUGGGGAUCGGGGAACCAGCGUCUGGGUUCUCGCAGGGAUGUGGGGGCCGGACCACUGGGUUCUCCGGUGCAGGCUGCGAUGCAGGGGCGGAGGAAGGAGCAGGUGGCCGGCCCCUAGAGGUCGGGUAUGGGCAGGGUGGAUGCUGAGAGGGGGAUUCCCGCCCCCCACCCAACUCGUGCCUAGCCACUGUAAAGCCUUUUGUCCAAUACCCCACAGGCAGUGGGGCUGCCCCAACCUGUCCUGAAGGCCUGGUACGCCGCUUCCAAACUUCUUCCUUCCCCGGGGGUUGCUAGGAGCAACCGCCUCAUCUUGGGGGAGCAGAGUGCGUAGGGACCCUCCCCGAGCUUGGGCCUUACCGCUGUUCCCCGGGGGUGAGGGGAGGCAGUAUCUGCUCUGGGCACGCUAUCCACUCCCCGGAUGUUUUCUGUGCAAUCGAGGCUCCUUCCUUCCACUGACACCCGAGUUCUCUUUUUUGAUCUCUAGCAAAAUCCACUUCCUGUUGUGACCCAACACCCCCAAGGUCUUCAAGAAGUCGAGCCCUAACUGCAAGCUCACUGUGUACUUGGGCAAGCGGGACUUUGUAGAUCACCUGGACAAAGUGGAUCCUGUAGAUGGUGUGGUGCUUGUGGACCCUGACUACUUGAAGGACCGCAAAGUGUUUGUGACCCUCACCUGCGCCUUCCGCUAUGGCCGCGAAGACCUGGAUGUGCUGGGCUUGUCCUUCCGCAAAGACCUGUUCAUCGCCACCUACCAGGCCUUCCCCCCAAUGCCCAAUCCACCCCGGCCCCCCACCCGCCUGCAGGAUCGGCUGCUGAGGAAGCUGGGCCAACAUGCCCACCCCUUUUUUUUCACAAUACCCCAGAAUCUGCCCUGCUCCGUCACCCUGCAGCCAGGCCCAGAGGACACUGGGAAGGCCUGCGGGGUAGACUUUGAGAUUCGAGCCUUCUGUGCCAAAUCACUAGAAGAAAAAAGCCACAAAAGGAACUCUGUUCGGCUGGUAAUUCGAAAGGUUCAGUUUGCCCCAGAGAAACCCGGCCCCCAGCCUUCAGCUGAAACCACACGCCACUUCCUCAUGUCUGACCGGUCCCUGCACCUUGAGGCUUCCCUGGACAAGGAGUUGUAUUACCACGGGGAGCCCCUCAAUGUCAAUGUCCAUGUCACCAACAACUCCACCAAGACCGUCAAGAAGAUCAAAGUCUCUGUGAGACAGUAUGCCGACAUCUGCCUCUUCAGCACUGCUCAGUACAAGUGUCCCGUGGCUCAGAUUGAACAAGAUGACCAGGUAUCUCCCAGUUCCACGUUUUGCAAGGUAUACACCGUAACCCCACUGCUCAGCGACAACCGGGAGAAGCGUGGUCUUGCCCUGGAUGGAAAGCUCAAGCAUGAGGACACCAACCUGGCUUCUAGCACCAUUGUGAAAGAGGGUGCCAACAAGGAGGUGCUGGGGAUCCUAGUGUCAUACAGGGUCAAGGUGAAGCUGGUGGUGUCUCGUGGUGGGGAUGUAUCCGUGGAGCUGCCUUUUGUUCUUAUGCACCCCAAGCCCCAUGACCACAUCACCCUCCCUAGACCCCAGUCAGCUGCUCCUGAAACAGAUGUGCCCGUGGACACCAACCUCAUUGAAUUUGAUACCAACUAUGCCACAGAUGAUGACAUUGUGUUUGAGGACUUUGCUCGACUUCGGCUGAAGGGGAUAAAGGAUGAAGACUACGAUGACCAGUUCUGCUAGGAAGGGGGGCUAGAAGAAGGGAGUGGAUGGUGCUGGGAGAGGUAGGGGCAGGACCAAGAUCCCCGCUGCCAUUGGGGAUAGGUCCAAGCCUUUUUCCCUUCCCCUCCAUCCAGCAGCUUCCUCAACCAACCCCUUCUUUCCCUCCCUCUCCUAUUCCCACCAGAUACGCACUGGACCCAUCUCUUGUUGAACGUGGGCAUUAAUUUUUUGAUUACGGCUGUGCUUCCCCAACCCCCUAAUGGGUGGCAAGCUGUGUUCAUACCUAAAUUUUUUGGAGGGGGGGAAACUGAAAAGAGGAGUGAUAGUAGGAAAAGGGGGUAGGAAAAACUCCCACAUUCAACCUUAUACCAACACCCCCUCCUGUCACUAUCUCUACCUCCCAUUCCUUCAAGAUGAGACCCUUUGGGGUACAAGGCCACUUCUUUGUCUCUGAGCAUAAAGAAUAAACCUUUUAAUAGGCA